Molecule: messenger RNA, 2292 nt
Organism: Chaetura pelagica (chimney swift)
Lineage: Eukaryota; Metazoa; Chordata; Aves; Apodiformes; Apodidae
Gene: MID1
Product: midline 1
Exons: 9
Coding region: 58-2061 (667 amino acids)
Molecular function (GO): protein binding; zinc ion binding
Source: RefSeq, a predicted model, not a curated record
GAUAGCUGAUCAGCUUCCCUGGAUUUCGCUGACGCCACAGGAAAGCUUUGCCUGAAGAUGGAAACACUGGAGUCGGAACUGACCUGCCCUAUCUGUCUGGAGCUGUUUGAAGAUCCGCUGCUGCUGCCUUGCGCUCACAGCCUCUGCUUCAACUGCGCGCACCGCAUCCUGGUCUCCCACUGCGCCACCAACGAGCCGGUGGAGUCAAUCACCGCCUUCCAGUGCCCGACCUGCCGCUAUGUCAUCACCCUCAGCCAGCGCGGUCUAGACGGGCUCAAGCGUAACGUCACCCUGCAGAACAUCAUCGACAGGUUUCAGAAAGCCUCAGUCAGUGGGCCUAAUUCCCCCAGCGAGACCCGCCGGGAGCGGGCAUUCGAUAGCAACAGCAUGUCAUCUUGCGAGAAGGUCCUCUGCCAGUUCUGCGACCAGGACCCUGCUCAGGAGGCAGUGAAAACCUGCGUUACCUGCGAGGUAUCCUACUGUGAGGAGUGUCUGAAAGCCACUCACCCCAACAAGAAGCCGUUCACCGGCCACCGUCUUAUCGAGCCCAUCCCGGACUCUCACAUCAGAGGAUUAAUGUGCUUGGAGCACGAGGACGAGAAAGUGAACAUGUACUGCGUGACUGAUGACCAGUUAAUCUGUGCCUUGUGUAAACUGGUCGGACGACACCGUGACCAUCAGGUGGCAGCUUUAAGCGAGCGCUAUGACAAGCUAAAGCAAAAUUUGGAAAGUAACCUCACCAGCCUUAUUAAGAGGAAUACUGAACUGGAAACUCUCUUGGCGAAACUCAUUCAGACCUGUCAACAUGUAGAAGUAAAUGCAUCCCGCCAAGAAACAAAGCUGAUGGAAGAAUGUGACCAGCUCAUUGAAAUAAUACAGCAAAGACGACAAAUAAUUGGAACCAAAAUCAAGGAAGGAAAGGUGGUGAGGUUGAGAAAACUGGCUCAGCAGAUUGCGAACUGCAAACAGUGCAUUGAGCGCUCGACGUCCCUCAUCUCUCAGGCUGAACAGUCGCUGAAGGAGAACGAUCACGCUCGCUUCCUGCAAACGGCUAAAAAUAUCACUGAAAGGGUUUCCAUGGCAACUGCAUCCUCCCAGGUUCUAAUUCCUGAAAUUAAUCUCAAUGAUACCUUUGAUACUUUCGCACUUGAUUUUACCAGGGAGAAGAAAUUGUUGGAAUGCCUUGAUUACCUUACAGCUCCCAACCCACCCACCAUUCGAGAAGAGCUCUGUACAGCUUCUUAUGAUACCAUUACUGUCCACUGGACAUCGGAUGAUGAGUUCAGCGUGGUCUCUUACGAGCUGCAAUACACCAUCUUCACCGGACAAGCUAAUGUUGUUAGUUUAUGCAACUCUGCCGACAGCUGGAUGAUUGUUCCCAAUAUCAAACAAAACCACUACACAGUGCAUGGGUUACAGAGUGGCACUAAGUACAUCUUCAUUGUUAAGGCCAUUAAUCAGGCAGGCAGCAGAAGCAGCGAACCUGGCAAGCUCAAGACAAACAGUCAGCCAUUUAAACUGGACCCCAAAUCUGCGCAUAGAAAAUUGAAAGUGUCUCAUGAUAACUUGACAGUGGAACGUGAUGAAACAUCCUCCAAAAAGAGUCAUACGCCAGAGAGAUUCACCAGCCAGGGGAGCUAUGGAGUUGCUGGCAACGUGUUCAUUGACAGCGGGAGGCAUUACUGGGAGGUGGUUAUAAGCGGGAGUACAUGGUAUGCCAUUGGCAUUUCCUACAAGUCGGCACCAAAGCACGAGUGGAUCGGGAAGAAUUCCGCCUCCUGGGUGCUCUGCCGCUGCAAUAACACGUGGGUGGUGCGACACAACAGCAAAGAAAUCCCCAUCGAGCCCGCUCCUCACCUCCGGCGCGUCGGGAUUUUGCUGGACUAUGACAACGGCUCCCUUGCUUUUUAUGAUGCUUUGAACUCCCUACACCUUUACACUUUUGACAUUACGUUUGGGCAGCCAGUGUGCCCCACGUUCACUGUGUGGAAUAAGUGUUUGACCAUUAUAACCGGCUUGCCUAUCCCUGACCACCUAGACUCCUCCGAGCAGCUCGCGUGACUGCUAAGAGCCGAAAGGUAGGACCAUGUGUAUUCCCAGGAGCUUGCCUGGAGCUGGCAGGCUGCGUGGCAUCCCUGUCAUCACUGCCAAAUCUGGCCAGAACUGAAAAGGGGAGAAUCUCUCUUUACUGUGUAAUUUGUGUGGAAGGACAAGAAAUGGCUUUAAUAAUAUCUUAGAACUUCCUUUUGGAGUUGGUUUUGUUUGGUUGGUUUUGUAUUUAGUCUCUUACAG